UUUGGCAGUAUCUCCUAAAUGUUGUUGUAAUCUGAGUAUUCUUCCGCUCUUCUCCUGUGUCGAGAAAACAUUGUUAUCAAUCUGAUUUCACCAUUAUCUUCUCCACACCUUCUUUGUCUCCUUGGCUUCACCUCCAUCAGAGCUGCACCUUUCUUUUGUUGUCAUCCUAAGCAAUCUCUUUAUUGUUGUGAGGGGAAGACCCUCUACACUACUUCUCUUUAUUGUUCGAUCGACUACUGAUGGUUGCGGUUUGCGAACGACGUCAUCUCUGGAAAUGAAGCUUGGAGUUAGAUGUGAUGACAGGGAGGGAUGACAGAUGGAAGAAACAAGAGGAAGAUGCUUGAUGUGCAGUGGGGAGUUGAAGUUGCAGAACUACUGCACGCGGGUAGCUGCAGCGAGUGUCCAACCAUGGAUAGCUUCCUACGACGACAUGAGUUAGAAUCGCUGAGGAGCACAAUGCUGAAGCAUGAAGAGGUCUUCAGACAUCAGGUGCAUGAACUGCAUCAACUGUACAGAGUUCAGAGGAUGCUGAUGGCUGAGCUGAGGAGCGAAGGGCUGAAGCUUCGGUAUCUCGCCAAUGCAACUCUGAGCACGACGACGGGCGCAGCCACCACCAGACUGUGGAGCAGUACAUCUACCGUCACCAACGUGCAUCAGAGGAAGGUGAGCUCGAUGGAGCUCAACCUCUGCUUCGAUCUCGAGCAGCCUGGCGAAGCAGUGGCCGCCGAGGAACGGUCGACGGCCGCCGGAAAACACCGGGAAGAAGAGAGGAGCAGCGGAGGACGUCGUAAAUGGAUGGAUGAUGAGAGUGGCCUUGAGCUUACACUCAGCAUAGGACGUGGCAGUGGUAAGAAUCCAUGAAGGCUGCUCGCAGGUGGUGGUAUGGACGAAGCUAUUAGCGUUCCACAUGUGUUCUACAGAUUCGGACCUUCCACAGAUUGAGUUAAUCCAAAUAUACUGGAUUUGUUGUUAAGGAUCGAAUAAAUUGGACGAUAUAUAUAUGUUGGAUUAAAUAGAGUUUGACUAAGACUCAUCUAGUCAACGACGACUACAAAUAAAAGCAUCCUUUCUCAUGUGCAUAACAUAUAACAUGUGGACAUGGAAAGAGUCAA
Musa acuminata AAA Group (dessert banana) is the source of this 1112-nucleotide messenger RNA. RefSeq lists its product as uncharacterized. Bases 310 to 861 code for a protein of 183 amino acids. The transcript has 3 exons. Lineage: Eukaryota; Viridiplantae; Streptophyta; Magnoliopsida; Zingiberales; Musaceae. The record is from RefSeq and is a predicted model, not a curated record.